Recurvomyces mirabilis is the source of this 882-nucleotide messenger RNA. RefSeq lists its product as uncharacterized. Lineage: Eukaryota; Fungi; Ascomycota; Dothideomycetes; Mycosphaerellales; Teratosphaeriaceae. The coding region runs from base 1 to 882 and encodes 293 amino acids. The transcript is spliced from 2 exons. The record is from RefSeq and is a predicted model, not a curated record.
AUGUUGUUGCCGUCGCCGUCGCUUAGCGUGUGCGACUCGUUGGAUGGCAUCGAUGACCUGGAUGCAUUUCUGGCUGCUCAAGGACCACUCUCGCAAUUCGCCACGCCGCCUUUGGAGAACAAGAAGGAUGUCGUUGUGGUUAAAGCUGUGGAGGUGAUCGACGAUGUUGAAUCUGGCGGCGAGUAUGUGGAGCUUGAUCAUGAUCGCGUAGCACUCCACUUCGCUUCGGAAGCUGCUGGAAGUUCGAUUUAUACUGGCCCUGACCUCGACGAAGCUCUUCGCAUUCAAGACAUGCUGGACCUAGCCAAGUUGCCACCAGAGAUCCUUGCUCUGGCAUACAAUAUCCUAGCCAACUACAGCGCUCACGAUGAUGGCUACAGUCUUACCCUCCAUCCAUCUGACCUAGUCGUCCUUUCCACACUAGUACUGGCUGUCGAUUACACCACCGACCAUGCACCACGGACGAGCUGGUGGUCGCGCAAUGUCUGUCAAGCUCGAUGGACCGCCAAGCAGAUUGACAAGGUGAUGCUCCACGUCUGCUCUAGCCUGGAAUGGAAUCUAUAUAGCCUUGCAUUACCAGAGGCUGUAGUGCAUGGCAUGGAUCGGCUUCGAUCGAGUCUACCUUACGAGCACGCAGUACCGGAGCUCACGCAUUCUUAUUCUACCGACUCGCUGGACCAUGUGGCAAAAGCUGCCGAUAUGAUCAGGACGCCUCGAAUGGUAGCGUGUAAUGCUAAGUCUCCAUUGAGAUUAGUACCAGUCAAACCGGAUGUGAUGGUGUCGAUGGUCUGGGCACACGGUCAAAUCACACCCAACGAUACGCCGCCGGUGUCUGCGGUUGAGAUGAAGCACUCCGAGUCGUGUUUUUUAAGAUUGCUCUAA